This is a messenger RNA of Neltuma alba, 738 nucleotides long. Its product is annotated as zinc finger protein ZAT3-like. The record is from RefSeq and is a predicted model, not a curated record. The transcript has a single exon. NCBI's taxonomy places the organism in Eukaryota, Viridiplantae, Streptophyta, Magnoliopsida, Fabales, Fabaceae. Bases 1 to 738 code for a protein of 245 amino acids.
AUGUCCAACUCCGACGCCGGUGCCGUUACUGAUCCAUCCACAACUCCAAGCAGCACCCAGAAACAGCAUUCUCGAAGUAAACGAAAGAAACGAAUUGCCAUCAUGGACCACAAGGUGGCUUUCAAGCCCAAAUACGCCAAACAACCCCGCCCUGACGCGCCUAUGAUCACCCGCCCAUGCACCGAGUGCGGCAAGAAGUUCUGGUCAUGGAAGGCGCUCUUCGGCCACAUGCGCUGUCAUCCCGAGCGGCAGUGGCGCGGCAUAAACCCGCCCCCAAAUCUCCAACGACAGCCUCCUCCGGAGAAGCAAACACCAGAACUCAUGACCCCAGAAGACCACGAAAUCGCGGCCGGUCUUCUGUUGCUGGCGAACUCGGAGGGGGCGGGAGCGUCGCGGUUCGAGUGCUCCAGUUGCAAGAGGGUGUUUGGGUCACACCAGGCUCUGGGAGGGCACAGGGCGAGCCACAAGAAUGUGAAGGGGUGUUUCGCGAACGAAGAUGAGGAGAUGAUGAUGGUUUUGGAAGAGCACAAGUGCAGCAGAUGCCUGAGGGUAUUUCCGAGUGGGCAAGCGCUGGGUGGUCACAUGAGGCGUCACUGGGAAAAAGCAGACCCCGAGCCUCCUCAUCCUUCCAUCCCCCAUCUGCAUCAUCCAGGCUGUGGCCUUGACCUCAAUUUGCCUCCCCCUCUCCCCCCUGAUUCCUCCUCUCCCUUCGCUCUGGAUUUGAGACUGGGACUUUAA